AUGCCUCAAAUUAGUUUGCUAAACUUUUUGAUAGCUGUAUUAAUCGCUCUUACUUUUGGUCUCGCCAAGUUAAUAUAUGUUUAUUUUCUAAGAAAUCCUUUAGAUCUUACGAAGUUUGGAAAAUGGGCCGUGGUAACAGGCUCAACUGAUGGAAUUGGAGCAGCUUAUGCAACUGAACUAGCUCUUCGUGGUUUUAAUCUCGUUCUUAUAAGCCGUUCUCCGUCGAAGCUUAAGUACAGCUCUGAGUUUUUCAGAUCCAGGUUUAAAGUUGACACCAAAAUAUUAGUCAUUGAUUUUAAAAUAAAAAGCUUUGAAGAGAUGAAAAAGGAAGUUUCUGAAGCCAUAAAAGAUCUGGAUGUUGGGAUUUUAAUUAAUAAUGCUGGUGUGGGCUAUGAUUAUCCUGAAUAUUUUCACGAGUUACCUGAAGGGAAAGUUGAAGAAUUAAUAAAAGUCAACAUUAACUCAGUGGCCUCCCUUACUUCUGCUGUGCUUCCUGGGAUGCUCCAGCGCAAAAGAGGGGCUAUUGUUAAUAUUUCCUCAAGCUCAGGAUUUUUUCCGAACGGGUUGCUGACUGUUUAUUCGGCUACAAAAUCUUUUGUGGAUUUCUUCUCUCGAGGAUUAGCUCAAGAGUAUGAUACGAGUGGCAUUCAUAUUCAGUGUGUCUUACCCCUCUAUGUAACAACGAAACUUAGCAAGUUGAGGCAUCCUUCCUUCUUUGUACCAACUCCAGCUACUUUUGCUAAGCAAGCCGUUCGCUUAAUAGGCUUUGAAAAAAGAAUCACCGGUUGCUUUUCUCACUCACUUCAAAUUGCUUUGACCAACUUUGUUCCAUCCUGCCUGCUUCAUAAGUACCUGUUCAGGCUACACUCUUCAGUUCGUCGAGCAGCGUUAAGAAAAAAAGCUCUUCAGAGGAAAAGUCAGCCAUAGAAAUUAAUCCUUUUUAUUGCACACUAUUAAAAUUUA
This is a messenger RNA of Zophobas morio, 963 nucleotides long. RefSeq names its product very-long-chain 3-oxoacyl-CoA reductase-A-like. Lineage: Eukaryota; Metazoa; Arthropoda; Insecta; Coleoptera; Tenebrionidae. The transcript has 6 exons. Bases 1 to 927 code for a protein of 308 amino acids. Gene Ontology annotation, molecular function: oxidoreductase activity. Gene Ontology annotation, cellular component: endoplasmic reticulum. The record is from RefSeq and is a predicted model, not a curated record.